Coregonus clupeaformis (lake whitefish) is the source of this 3429-nucleotide messenger RNA. RefSeq names its product solute carrier family 22 member 16. Gene Ontology annotation, cellular component: membrane. The coding region runs from base 50 to 1774 and encodes 574 amino acids. The transcript is spliced from 8 exons. Gene Ontology annotation, biological process: transmembrane transport. Lineage: Eukaryota; Metazoa; Chordata; Actinopteri; Salmoniformes; Salmonidae. The record is from RefSeq and is a predicted model, not a curated record.
UUCGCCACUCACUGGAGCGAGAGGCGCGCGGAAGACCUGUCAACGAAUUAUGAGUGUGGAUCGUAUAUUCGAUGAGCUUGGACACUUCAAAAGGUUCCAGGCAUGUCUGUACUUUGCUGCUGUCUUCCAGGCCAUAGCCUGUGGAAUCCAUUACCUGGCCUCUGUGUUCCUUGUGGAGAGGCCAAGCUUCGUCUGCGCACCGCCGGGUAACAUAACUGACGUCCUGUACGGGAACUACACAGGUGCUUCCCUGGAGGAGGUGCUACCGUUCUUUAAACCGGCGAACGGGCCCGUGGUGGUGCGGACCGCGGAGGGCAAACAGUGGGAGCUCAGCACCUGCCAACGAACCCAACGAAUUAACCCCAUAGACUUUACCUACGAGCAGCUCAUCAACAGGACGACAGAGAAGUGUGACGGGAACUACCAUUACGUGUAUGACCACAGCGAGGUGUAUCAGAGCAUCGUGACGGACUGGGACCUGGUGUGUGACAGGGAAUGGCUGGCCAAGCUGUGUCAGCCCACUUUUAUGAUUGGUGUGCUGGUCGGAGCGCUGGUGUUCGGGGACAUCGCUGAUAGGGUUGGCAGACGGAGGAUCCUGAUGAUCACCAGCCUGUGCCAGUUUGUGUUUGGUGUAAGCGUGGCAUUCACGGGGAACUACUACCUAUUUAUGGUCAUACGCUUCCUGCUCGCCAUGGUGUCUAGUGGCUACCUUGUGGUCGUGUUUGUGUACGUGACCGAGUUCACCGGCAACAAGGUGCGCACGUGGACCUCCAUGCACGUGCACGCCGCCUUCGCCGUGGGCGUCAUGAUGGUAGCGAUCACGGGCUACCUGGUGCGGACCUGGCGGAGCUACCAGAUCAUCCUCUCCACCUGCACCUCCCCCUUCCUCUUCUUCUGCUGGAAGUUCCCAGAGACGCCCUUCUACCUGAUGGCUAAGGGGAGGCUCCAGGAGACCCAGGUCCUGCUGGACUCCAUAGCCCGCUUCAACGGCCUGGAGCCUGGCCGCCUGAGGGCCGAGAACCUCCUGGAGCCCGAGGAGGCUCUGCUGGAAAAGGAGGUGACAGCGGGAGUAGCCCAGCCGGUGGAGCCCGAGAGGAAGCUGAGCAUCCUGGACCUGUUUGGGACGUGGAGGAUGGCAUGGAGGACAGUGACGGUGUGGGCCGUGUGGUUCAUCGGCAGCCUGGGUUACUACGUCUUCUCCCUGGGCUCCGUUAACCUGGGGGGCAACCAGUACAUCAACCUCUUCCUGGCUGGUGCGGUGGAGUUCCCCUCCUACCUGAUUGGCUGUUAUGCGAUGGACCGGGUGGGCAGAAAGAGGACAUGUGCCACGGCUCUGCUGCUGGCUGGAACGGCCUGCAUGCUCAUCAUUGUGGUGCCAAACGACAUCGAGGUGUUAGCCAUCAUCCUCAGUAUGACAGGGAAGUUUGCUAUUGCCAUAGCCUUUGGCCUCAUCUACUUAUACACCUGUGAGCUCUACCCAACCAUCAUCAGGUCCCUGGCGGUGGGUAGUGGUAGUAUGAUGUGUCGUGUGGGCAGUGUGGUGGCUCCUUUCUGUGUCUACCUGGCUGACAUUUGGCAAUACCUACCACAGCUGAUCGUGGGGAUCCUGGCAUUUAUAAUAGGUGUUCUGACCCUGUGGUUACCAGAGACCCUGGGUGAGCCCCUGUCCAGCACCAUGGAGGAAGCUGAAGCUCUAGGCAGGAAGAAGAGCCCCAAGGAGGGAAAUAAAGACCCUGAGGAAGGGUUGGAGAUUAACUUGAACCAGAGCAACUAGCUGGACGUCAAGCCUUGAGGGACACACCUCACCACCAACCAGAGAGAAGGAGGGGUCCACAGAUAGAGAGACGGGGAGAAAGUGGAGAGAGACUACUGGAAACGGUGCCAAGAAACCAACAAAAACAAACAACUGCAAAAACCAAGAACAUCUAAAUUAGACGUUUUGUGAUUAAAGUAUUUUUUGACAUUUUGUUCUGCUAAGUGACCAAUUUCAGAGCUGGUAUGCUCUGGUUGAGCCAGCCAACCUCUGAGUGCCUUGGCUGCAGCUGUUUACACAUAGACAGAGGGAAGUGAAGUGAAGGGGGUGUAUUCAUCACAUCUCAGUCUCCUGAUGAGAGCCACAUGAAACUGAGCCUCAUGAUCGGCAUUCACGUCAUGUGUGCCUUCCAAUCACAUCAACCAAUGAAUUUACACAUAACGAGACAAUCUUAAGUGGUGUGUGUGUGUGUGUGUGCAAGAGAUCGAGAGAGAGAGAGAGUGCAUGUGUGCGUGCGUCCCUGUGUGUUUGUGUGUGUGUGUGUGUCAGAUUUGAUAUUUCACUCACUGAGACUGUGAUUUAGUGCUCGAUUCAAUUAGAUCUGCUUUAGCCAACGGCGGUGUCAGAGGUGGAGCUGUGUUAGUGCUGUCAAAUCCAUUAUUAUUAUUAUUAUUAUUAUUAUUAUUAUAAGUUGCUCCUAUCAGAGAUACUUUUGAGGAAUGGGAAACUCCUUUGGAAUUGUAUUAACGGCCAUUGUGUACUUUGCCCAUGCGUUGUCAAUGGGCCGCGUGGAGCAUUCUGGGACAACAAGAGCUCUCCUUCAAAGAGUGAAUGGGAGUCAAUUGGGAACUUGUUCAAAAACCCAACAUUAGCAUGAAUUUUGUCAACAAGAAGUACAACAUUACAAAUCUUUUUUCCGAGAUGUGGGAUAAUUAACUUCUGUAAUAUUGUAUAGCUUUGGCAUGGUGACAUUACAUACUUUCGAGGAAAAUAGGCUGGUUUCUCGACUCAUACCCUGACUUUGAGAAGGAAUUGCGUGACAAUUAGUUUAGCAACCGCGUGAUGCAGCAUGACAAAAUGAACACAAUUGGUCAUCAGUAUGCUGGGUGGGGCGUUAUACAUUCCUCCAUUUAUUGACCAAUGGGAUUGCUAUCUCCUACUUUCUCUAAUAUCUCUGGCGUUAUACCUAAAGCGGACAUUGCCACUGGCUGCACGGAGUCGCAUUAACAAAAAUCCCAUGCAGCCUUGUUUACAAGUUUGAACACUGGAAUGUGAGAUGUAAUCUAGCCUACACCUAGAUUAGGUUGAUAGACAUCCUCAUUAUUUAGUUUAGUGAUUUUUCAAUUUGAGCAUAUUUAGCCUACACUUUCUUGUUCGGUACUUAUAACGUGAGUGGGGUGGGUGUGGCUCUCUGACACCGCCAAAACAUCCGCUAUGUGGGUGUCUGCUAUCGCUGGUUAGUGCUUGACCUGAUUGAAUCUAGGCCUUAGUUACCUCUAUUCAGCCCGAUAAUCAUCUAGUGCAGCUGUUUUUGCCUAUGUGUUACAGAUGAUGCUAUUGUUAUGUAAUUUUAAGUGUACUUUGUUUAUCUGAAGUCCUUACAAACUCGCGCACACACACACACACAUGUUUGUUUUACUAUCCUUGUGUGGACCAAACAAUUGAUUCCUAUUCAA